Messenger RNA from Macrosteles quadrilineatus (aster leafhopper), 1710 nucleotides. RefSeq lists its product as uncharacterized. The record is from RefSeq and is a predicted model, not a curated record. Lineage: Eukaryota; Metazoa; Arthropoda; Insecta; Hemiptera; Cicadellidae. The transcript is spliced from 3 exons. The coding region runs from base 1 to 1710 and encodes 569 amino acids.
AUGGGGUCACCAUUGUCACCUAUCUUUGCCAACAUCUUUAUGGAGGAGUUUGAGCAAAAAGCUUUGGCUUCAGCUCGGCUCAAACCGAGGAUAUGGUGGAGAUAUGUCGAUGACACUUUCGUGGUUUUCCCUCAUGGAGAUGAUAAAUUGAAUGAGUUUUUAGAGCAUCUUAAUAGCGUUUCAUCCUCCAUAAAACUAACCAUGGAGGUGGAAUCACAAAACAAACUCCCCUUUUUGGACGUGUGCGUAGAAAAGCAUUUGAACAGUCUUAGAACAUCUGUUUACAGAAAAAAGACACACACAGGGCAGUAUCUAAACUUUCAAUCAAACCACCAAAUUUCUGUCAAGGAGGGGGUUGCUUACUCUCUGUUUGACAGGGCUAAGAGCAUUUGCUCCAAUCAGGAUGAGUUAAAGGAUGAAAUUAAGAAAGUAGAACAGGAUUUGGCUAGGAUUGAGUCUGCUGUUUCUCAGUUACCUGAGUCUCAGGGGGAUCAGUUCCGUUGUGAAGCUAGUAUUUUACUAAAGAAAAUUCCUACUCCUAAACCUAAUCUUAGUAAAGAGGAAACCAAAGCAGUAUCAGUCCUUGGGAAAGACGGUACUGUAAAGAUUUUGCCCGCGGAUAAAGGGAAUGCCACGGUAGUUCUUGAUACUGUGACAUACGAAGAAAAAAUGUUAGAAACUUUGCAAUCUGGCCAAUACACCCAAUUGAAAAAAGACCCCACAGAAACUUUCGAGCGUAAAAUCGCUAGUACUCUAAGAAAACACAAAAAGUUUUUUAGCGACAAACAAAGGACUCGGUUGACACCACACCAUUCCAAAAUUCCACACAUGUACGGGUUACCUAAGAUCCACAAACCUAACGUUCCUCUGAGACCAAUAGUUAGCUCCCGUGAUUCUGCUUGUAGGGAAUUGUCUAAAGUCCUUCUGGACAUUUUAAAGCCUUUAGUAGGAAACACUGAUUCGUUUAUCAAAAACUCCAAAGAUUUUGUAGAAAAGUCUAAAUCUAUCGUACUGGCUGAUACUGACAAGCUGGUCAGCUUCGAUGUUGAAAGUCUGUUUACGAAUGUCCCCGUUUCGGAAACCCUAAAAAUAAUUGAGACCCGUCUCACAAACGACGAUACUUUAGCAAACAGAACUAAACUCCCUGUUAACGUCAUAAUGGAACUUUUGGAGUUGUGUACUCAAUGUAACUAUUUCCAAUUAGAGGGUAAAUUAUACCGUCAAGAUGAGGGUAUGGCCAUGGGGUCACCAUUGUCACCUAUCUUUGCCAACAUCUUUAUGGAGGAGUUUGAGCAAAAAGCUUUGGCUUCAGCUCGGCUCAAACCGAGGAUAUGGUGGAGAUAUGUCGAUGACACUUUCGUGGUUUUCCCUCAUGGAGAUGAUAAAUUGAAUGAGUUUUUAGAGCAUCUUAAUAGCGUUUCAUCCUCCAUAAAACUAACCAUGGAGGUGGAAUCACAAAACAAACUCCCCUUUUUGGACGUGUGCGUAGAAAAGCAUUUGAACAGUCUUAGAACAUCUGUUUACAGAAAAAAGACACACACAGGGCAGUAUCUAAACUUUCAAUCAAACCACCAAAUUUCUGUCAAGGAGGGGGUUGCUUACUCUCUGUUUGACAGGGCUAAGAGCAUUUGCUCCAAUCAGGAUGAGUUAAAGGAUGAAAUUAAGAAAGUAGAACAGGAUUUGGCUAGUAGACAUUCAGCAAAAACUUAA